ACCGGCGUUUCUCCAGUUUCUCCUGAAGAGACUACUGCCACUGGUGUCUCCCCGGUUAGCCCCGAAGAGACCACCGGCGCGACCGGCGUCUCCCCCGUCACUCCUGAAGAGACCACUGCCACCGGCGUUUCUCCCGUUACACCCGGCGAGACCACUGGCGCGACUGGCGUCUCCCCCGUCACUCCCGAAGAAACCACCGGUGUCUCUCCCGUUACCCCCGGCGAGACCACUGGCGCAACGGGCGUCUCCCCAGCCUUCACUGGCGCCGCCUCCUCCAACAUGCAGCCCGCGGCUGGCUUCCUGGCGGCCGUCAUGGGUGUCAUGGCUCUCCUCUAA
Messenger RNA from Aspergillus neoniger CBS 115656, 336 nucleotides. RefSeq lists its product as uncharacterized. NCBI's taxonomy places the organism in Eukaryota, Fungi, Ascomycota, Eurotiomycetes, Eurotiales, Aspergillaceae. The annotation marks the transcript as partial. The transcript has a single exon. The record is from RefSeq and is a predicted model, not a curated record.